This is a messenger RNA of Rubroshorea leprosula, 917 nucleotides long. The record is from the annotation of a GenBank genome assembly. Lineage: Eukaryota; Viridiplantae; Streptophyta; Magnoliopsida; Malvales; Dipterocarpaceae.
UGUGAGAACAAUAAUCGAGGAGCAUUAAUGCCCAAAUGGAGGAGCUUACCAGGGUAGGUGCAUAUGCAGCAAUACUUAUGUCAGAUUUGCCAGAUAUAGGAGUGGAUCGAUACAACAUUCCAAAUGAGGUCCUCUCAACUGUUUCAGGUGGAUUAGUAACGAAGUAUGCCAGAAGUGUAAGUGGUGCCAAUAUAAGAUGCAUGAGGUUCAUGUUAACAAUUUUGGGUUCAAAACCAGCACCAGAAGUGGCCAAUUUUUCUUCAAAGGGGCCAGACCCAAUCAACCCAGGUAUUGUAAGACCUGAUAUUAUUGCCCCAGGAAUUGAUGUUCUGGCAGCAGUCGCCCCAAAAAAGCCCUUCACUGAAUUAGGCAAAUAUAAACUAGUGACAGAUUAUGCACUAUACUCUGGCAAAUCAAUGGCAGAACCCCAUGUUGCAGGAGUGGCAGCUUUGCUCAAAGCUGUUCACCCUAGUUGGAGCCCAGCAGCCAUCAAAUCAGCUAUAAUGACCACAGUGUACACACAAAGCAACAAUGGUUCCACUUUAAUAGACCAACUUACUCAUCUUCCUGCCACACCUCGAUGCUAUGGUGCUGGUCAUGUCAACCCGACUAAAGCUAUCGAUCCCGGUCUUAUCUAUGACAUGGAUCAGCAAGAUUAUAUUGACUUCCUAUGUGGCCUUGGAUACAAUGAUGCAAAGAUGAAAGCUGUUCUUAGACAAAGCCAAUGUAAUUGUAGCAAAGGGAGAACUGAUCUAAACUACCCUUCCUUUGUUGCCAUAUUCAGCAAUCAAGCUACCUCUAAUUUUCACUGAGAAAUAUCAGAAGCAAAAUUUUCAUGUGAGUGUAGAAAUUGAUGGAGAAGCUCCACCAGUUGUCUACGGGCAUCUCUACUGGAUCAAUAAAAAAAUUAACCAUGU